Molecule: messenger RNA, 987 nt
Organism: Nannospalax galili (Upper Galilee mountains blind mole rat)
Lineage: Eukaryota; Metazoa; Chordata; Mammalia; Rodentia; Spalacidae
Gene: Il12b
Product: interleukin 12B
Exons: 6
Coding region: 1-987 (328 amino acids)
Biological process (GO): cytokine-mediated signaling pathway; immunoglobulin mediated immune response
Cellular component (GO): membrane; external side of plasma membrane
Molecular function (GO): cytokine receptor activity; protein binding
Source: RefSeq, a predicted model, not a curated record
AUGUGUCGUCAGAAGCUGACCAUCUCCUGGUUUGCCCUGGUGUUGCUGGCGUCUCCACUCAUGGCCAUAUGGGAACUUGAGAAAGAUGUUUAUGUUGUAGAGCUGGACUGGUACCCUGAUGCCCCUGGAGAAACAGUGGUCCUCACCUGUGACACUCCUGAGGAAGAGGGCAUCACCUGGACCUCAGACCAGAGCAGUGACGUCUUAGGCUCUGGCAAAACCCUGCCCAUCCACGUCAAAGAGUUUGUGGAUGCCGGCCGAUACAGCUGCCACAAAGGAGACAAGGUGCUGAGCCAUUCCACCCUGAUGCUUCACAAGAAGGAAGAUGGGAUUUGGUCCACUGAUAUUUUAAAGGACCAGAAAGAUCCCCAAAAUAAGACUUUCCUGAAAUGUGAGGCAGUGAAUUACUCCGGGCGAUUUACCUGCUGGUGGCUGACGGCAAUCAGCACAGACGUGAAGUUCAGUGUCAAGAACAGCAGUGGCUCCUCUGACUCCCGAGGAGUGACGUGUGGAGCAGCGUCUCUCUCAGCCGAGAAUGUCACAGUGGAGCACAAGGACUACAAGAAGUACUCGGUGGCAUGCCAAGAGGAGGUCACCUGCCCAGCCGCCGAGGAAAGCCUGCCCAUCGAGCUGGUGGUGGAAGCCAUGUACAAGCUCAAGUACGAGAAUUACACCCACAGCUUCUUCAUCAGGGACAUCAUCAAACCGGACCCGCCCAAGAACCUACAGGUGAAGCCUUUGAAGAACUCUCAGGUGGAGGUCAGCUGGGAAUACCCUGACACCUGGAGCACUCCACAUUCCUACUUCUCCCUGACGUUCUCUGUGCAGACCCAGCUUUCCUCUCCUUUGCAGAAAGGUGAGCUCCUCCCCACAGACAAGACCUCUGCCAAAGUCCUAUGCCGCCGAGACGCCAAGGUCCACGUGAAAGCUCGGGAUCGCUUCUAUAGCUCAUCUUGGAGCGAAUGGGCUUCUGCGUCCUGCAGUUAG